Molecule: messenger RNA, 4257 nt
Organism: Cucumis melo (muskmelon)
Lineage: Eukaryota; Viridiplantae; Streptophyta; Magnoliopsida; Cucurbitales; Cucurbitaceae
Product: glutamate receptor 3.6
Exons: 6
Coding region: 1296-4112 (938 amino acids)
Cellular component (GO): plasma membrane
Molecular function (GO): ligand-gated monoatomic ion channel activity; signaling receptor activity
Source: RefSeq, a predicted model, not a curated record
UGACGAACCAAUAUAAUCUCUACCUCCAAAUUUCUUGACUUUUGUUUUGAUAUGCAAAAGGUGAGAUGAACGACAAUCCAAAGAAGAAAAAUAAGCAAAACCCAGUUGAUAAUUUGCCCCAAAAUGAUACUCCAACACCACUAAAAGACUCCACUACCAUGAAUUUUGACACGAGGGUUUUAAAGUUCCUAGUGUUAUUGAUCCUAAUGGAGGGUGCGGUUGCGAAUGUGCGCACUCUCCACAGAGAAGGAGCAAUAUUUGUUUAUGGCUGAAAAGGGUAGCGUGCGCCUUGUGAAAGCUACUUUUUUGGGCCCCAAAAUCAGUGAUGAUUGGCUUUCCAGCAGGACUACUGAGCCGAGGACUUCAACUCUCUUUCAAACAUUUUGGAGCCUCAGAGCUUAAGGUAAGUUUAAUUGGCGCUGGAUCUUUUGAAUAAUCGAAUGCUUUUGGGUUGUCCUCUAAUGGCUCAGUACUAGUUUUGGAGGUUAUCUGUAUCCACAUGAGAAGAAUCUCAACAAGUCCAAGUGGAUGGAGGUGGCCCAUCCUUUUGCUCACAAGCUGAAAUUUUCCUGGUUUGUUCUAUUGGAAGAGGGUUCUGUUUAGAAAUAUCUUCACUGGGACGAGGUUAUUGAAUCUUCAAGAUUAUGCAGCUCAGUAUUGGGUUCUGUGAAUUUGGUUCUAAUUGGCUUGCAACUUAUCUGAAGUGUGUGAGACUUGAGUAUCUAAUCUGAGAAAGCCCUUUGAAUAUUUAGGGGUUUUGUUCUUUUAAGUUUUAUCCUUCUUCCUUUUCCUCUAAUUGGAGGAUUGUUUGUAGCUGAUGUUGUUUUUUAUUUGAUAUUAAUUUUUUAUUCUUUGACAGGUUCUUUGUUUUGAUUGGAAUAACAUCCAUAAGUGUCUUUUCCCUUUUUGACUUCUAAAAAGUUUCAAUAACCGCCUUUUGAUCUUUUUCAUCUGUAGUUAAUUCUUAAAUCUUGCUUUAAAUCAUAUUUUCCCGACGUACUUUGGUGCGUAUUCGUUGCAGUUUUAUGCUUAUGCGUAUCUUAUUUUCCAGUCUUAGGUCAAUUUGUGGAAAUUUAUAGAGUAGAGAAGACUAUGAUUUAUAGUUACUAUUUCAUGUUUAAUGUAUUUGAAUUAUUUACUCGUGCAAUUCUAUUCUUGCUUUCAUAUUUUCAGCUGUUUUUUGUUUCUUCUCAAAUUUGAAGUAUUAGAUCCUUGACUGUGCAGCUUUUAUUAGUCAUUAUUUUUUCUUUUUCUCAUAUUUUGACAGAUUGGAUUCAAUUUGAGGAAUAGUGAUUAUGCAGUUCACUAUGAGGAUUGUUUGCAUUCUAGUAUUGAUACUUCUCUUCAGUGGGAGUUCCUCAUUUGGAGACAGCGCAAAUGUAUCUCCGAGACCUGAAGUUGUCAACAUUGGGGCUUUAUUCUCUUUCCGUUCUAUGAUAGGCAAAGUUGGAAAAAUUGCCGUAGAAGCUGCCAUCGAGGAUGUAAAUUCUGAUCCAUCCAUUCUGGGGGUGACGAAACUGAACCUCAGUUUACAUGAUACCAAUUACAGUGGAUUUUUGGGCAUCAUUGAAUCCUUGCGAUUCAUGGAGACCAAGACUAUGGCCAUAAUUGGCCCCCAAAAUUCUGUAACUGCUCAUGUCAUAUCUCAUAUUGCAAAUGAGGUCCAAGUCCCUCUAUUGUCAUUUUCAGCCACAGAUCCCACACUGUCAUCACUUCAGUUUCCUUUCUUUAUCAGAACUUCACAGAAUGAUCUGUAUCAGAUGGCUGCAGUAGCUGAAAUAGUUGACUACUUCCAAUGGAAAGAGGUGAUUGCCAUCUUUGUUGAUGACGAUCAUGGUAGAAAUGGUAUUGCUGCAUUGGGGGAUCAACUUAAUGAGAGACGAUGCAAGAUCUCAUUAAAAGUACCAUUGAAGCCUGAUGCUAGUCGAGAUGAGGUCACUGAUGCGCUUGUUAAGGUGGCUUUAACUCAGUCUCGAAUACUUGUUAUUCACACUUAUGAGACCACAGGUAUGGUUGUGCUCAAUGUGGCUCAAUAUCUUGGAUUGACAGGGCCUGGGUACGUUUGGAUAGCCACUAACUGGCUUUCUUUGCUACUCGACACAAAUUCUCCUCUUCCUUCUGCUUCUAUGGAAAAUAUUCAAGGACUUGUUGCUUUACGUCUUUAUACACCAGAUUCUGCACUCAAAAGGAAUUUUGUUUCAAGGUGGACCAAUUUGACUGCUGGAAAGUCAUCAAGUGGUUCGUUCGGAUUGAGUACUUACGGAUUAUAUGCUUAUGAUACUGUUUGGAUGCUUGCUCAUGCAAUAAAUGCAUUUCUUAAUGAAGGUGGUAAUCUUUCAUUUUCAAAACUUUCGAAGUUAACUGGGACUGAUGUUAGAUAUUUGAAUCUCAACUCUAUGAGCAUCUUCAAUGGUGGGAAGACACUACUUGACAAAAUUUUAGAAGUCAAUUUUACUGGAAUAACAGGUUCAGUUGGGUUCACUCCAGAGAGGGACUUAAUUCAUCCUGCAUUUGAAGUGAUCAAUAUAAUCGGCACAGGGGAAAGAAAAAUUGGUUAUUGGUCUAACUAUUCUGGCCUGUCAAUUGUGCCUCCAGAAACCCUUUACUCGAAACCACCUAACCGAACCAGUUCAAAUCAAAAGCUAUAUGAUGUGGUAUGGCCUGGACAAGCAACACAGAAGCCUCGUGGUUGGGCAUUUCCAAACAGUGGAAGACACUUAAGAAUUGGAGUUCCGAGACGAGUCAGUUAUCAAGAAUUUGUCUCACAAGUAGAAGGAACUGACAUGUUCACUGGCUACUGCAUCGAUGUCUUCACUGCAGCAAUCAAUUUGUUGCCUUAUGCAGUCCCCUAUAAGUUAAUUCCUUUUGGGGAUGGCCUUACUAAUCCUAGUGAAACUGAACUUAUUCGACUAAUCACAACUGGGGUCUAUGACGGAGCGAUUGGGGACAUUGCAAUCAUCACAAACCGAACCAGGAUGGCUGAUUUUACACAACCAUACGUAGAGUCUGGCCUAGUAGUUGUAGCCCCAGUGAAGAAGUUGAAUUCUAGUGCUUGGGCCUUUUUACGACCGUUCACUCCGAAGAUGUGGUGUGUUACUGCUGCUUCUUUUCUUGUAAUAGGAGCAGUUGUUUGGAUUUUAGAGCAUAGGAUAAAUGAUGAUUUUCGUGGCCCUCCAAAGAAACAAGUUAUUACCAUUUUAUGGUUCAGCUUUUCAACUCUAUUCUUCUCUCACCGGGAAAAUACAGUCAGUGCCCUUGGUCGCCUCGUGCUGAUCAUAUGGUUAUUUGUUGUUCUAAUUAUCAAUUCAAGCUAUACUGCAAGUUUGACUUCUAUCCUUACAGUUCAACAACUUUCUUCUCCUGUGAAAGGGAUUGAAACUUUGAUUUCAAACAAUGACCCAAUUGGCUACCAGCAGGGUUCAUUUGCUCGAAACUACUUGAUUGAGGAACUUGGCAUUCAUGAGUCGAGACUAGUUCCACUCAUCUCAGCAGAACACUAUGUUAAAGCCUUGAAUGAUGGGCCAACAAAUAAUGGUGUUGCUGCUAUUGUCGAUGAGCGAGCAUAUGUAGAGCUCUUCCUUUCAACCCGUUGUGAGUACAGUAUUGUUGGCCAAGAGUUCACCAAAAAUGGGUGGGGAUUUGCUUUCCCUCGCGACUCUCCAUUAGCAGUUGACAUGUCCACAGCUAUUUUAAGACUGUCUGAAAAUGGAGAUCUUCAAAGGAUCCAUGACAAAUGGUUAAUGAAAAGUGCCUGCACAUCACAAGCUUCAAAAAUUGAGGUGGAUCGACUUCAGCUCAAUAGCUUUUGGGGACUUUUUCUAAUAUGUGGAUGUGCCUGUUUGCUCGCUCUAUCAAUAUACCUCUAUCAAAUGGUGCGCCAAUAUAGUGAACAUUACGCUGAAGAACUUGGGUCUUCUGAGCAAACCUCUAGAUCUGCAAGCCUACAAAGAUUCCUUUCUUUUGCAGAUGAAAAAGAAGAAGUCUUCAAAAGUCAAUCCAAGCGAAGACGAAUGCAAGAGGAUUCAAUUAGAAGCGUGAAUGAAGAAAAUUCAACAGGCAGUGUAAGAAAAGUUGGCCAUGGUUAUGCCGAUGGCAAUAUGCAUGAUUCCUAGAGACUAACAUAUACUAAUGGUACGAUUCAGAAUAACAUAUAAUAUUAGUGCUCAUUUGAUUUUUUUUAACAACAAUAUCAUCCAGUUGCUUGUAAAAUUCGAUAAGUUGGUUAGCUAUUAUAAGAAAAAUGAAGUUUCACAAACA